Molecule: messenger RNA, 861 nt
Organism: Trichoderma asperellum CBS 433.97
Lineage: Eukaryota; Fungi; Ascomycota; Sordariomycetes; Hypocreales; Hypocreaceae
Biological process (GO): transcription by RNA polymerase II; RNA polymerase II preinitiation complex assembly
Cellular component (GO): transcription factor TFIID complex
Molecular function (GO): protein heterodimerization activity
Source: RefSeq, a predicted model, not a curated record
UUUCAAUCUCUCUUUCCAUAACUUUGCGACUUUGAGCAUCAUUGAUAUUCAAAACUUUUCCCGAACGAUCUAUUCCUUUGAACAAUACACGAUAAGAGAAGAAGCGACAGACACAAAGCAUUUUCAAGAUGGAGCCUCGUGCGCGCGCCGGCAAGAAUGUUGGCAAAAUGAACUUUUCCUACGCCGAAUUGGCACAACUCCUCUACGCCCACGGCGACAUCAAAAACCCCAUGCCCGAAACCGUCCGCGUGUUAGACGAGAUCCUCACCGACUUCAUGCAGUCCAUCGCCUUCGAAGCCAACCGCGCCGCAAACUACUCGGGCCGGCAAAAGAUCAAGUACGAAGACUUUGAGUUUGCCUUUCGGAAGAACCCUUCGUUUUUGGGUAAAGUGCAGGAGGUGUUCGAGAAGCAAAAGGAGAUCAAGAAGGCGCGAGAAAUUCUGCGGGAUGGUGAGGAUGAGAUUAUGAAGGAUGCGGCCGAGGAGGAGAAAAAGAAGGAAAAGGAAAAGGACAAGGAAAAGGAAAAGCCAAAGGCGAAUAGAGUGGAAGAGGAGUUGGGUGAAGCGGAUGAUGAUGCUGAGGCGGAAGCAGAUGCUUUGGGGAAGAGGAAGUAAGGGUGGUUGUUCUUAGAUGGGGUUUGAUUGGGCCCGUCUAUUUCCCUUUCUUUUCGCUGCUUGGUUUUACAAGGCAUUGUUCUGGAGUUCAGGGCGGCAGAAAGCAUGUAAUAGAUGCUUGAUACAUGGGAUCGGUGUUUUUGGGGUCAUUUUACUUUGCUUUUCUUUUAUUAGCACGUACUUACAGCUUAAUGGAUGCCAGCUGAUCAAUACCACAAUUUAUGCGAUCCUUCAGCACAUCCCCUCU